Australozyma saopauloensis is the source of this 1365-nucleotide messenger RNA. RefSeq lists its product as uncharacterized. NCBI's taxonomy places the organism in Eukaryota, Fungi, Ascomycota, Pichiomycetes, Serinales, Metschnikowiaceae. The transcript has a single exon. The record is from RefSeq and is a predicted model, not a curated record. Gene Ontology annotation, cellular component: nucleus. Gene Ontology annotation, molecular function: protein binding. Bases 1 to 1365 code for a protein of 454 amino acids.
AUGGACUGGAACAAUGUCCGAAAUAAACGCUCCUCGGUCGGCGCCUUGCUGAAUUACCAAAACUACAACCCCCAGACUUCGCCCCAGCGGUACCCCGUGUCCGCCUACUUCGCUGAAAACGACUCUUUCUACUCGCAUGGACCAAACGGAAACAGAACCUCAUAUUUCGAGUCCCAGCAUCCGCUCUACUGCGCAGACUGGCAGACUGCAAGCGGCAGAGACUUGGUGGCCCUCAGUUCCUUUCGCGAGGGAUACCAGAACCGAAUUCAGGUGGUUCUGGGCGCAGCUUACCACAGACGGAAUACCGACGAUGAAGAUCCAGCAGCAGCAGGAGCGACAGAUGAACUCGACGCGGCAGCACAGUAUCUGUGCGCGUUUGAUUUCUCGCUAGCGGCCGAGGCGCCCGUGGAUUAUCCCGUGACGCAUUUGCAGUGGGAUCCACUGGGAUAUACCCGCAUCGCAGCCUCGUCCGAGGUGCUUCGACUCUAUCUGCUUGACUGCGAAACACAGCCGGAGCCGACGCUUGUGCAGACGCAUUUGUUGGCCAACAAUUCGACUGUGCACGGCAGUGGGCCCGACCUGUAUGACAUCAACACCUUCCCGCCAGUAACGUCAUUUGACUGGAACAAAACAGACCCCAGCCUCAUCAUCACACUGUCUGUAGACACCACAUGUACUGUGUGGGAUCUUAAUCGGUCUGCGGCCACGGGAAAGCACAAGAACUCCGCACAGGUGAAGACACAGCUCAUCGCGCACGACUCCGAGGUUUUCGACGUAAAGUUCAUCCAUAGCAGCACCAACGUGUUUGCCAGUGUGUCCAAUGAUGGCUCCAUGCGCGUGUUCGAUCUUCGGUCGCUUGAACACUCUACUAUCAUCUACGAACCUACGCAAACGGUGGCUUCAGAUACACUCGGACAGUCUUUGGGCGCGCCCUACAAUCCACAGGCGCUUCUACGGUUGCUGACUUCGAACGUGGACCAGCACCACUUGGCCACUGUCGGCGUCAAUCUGAACCAGGUGCUAGUGAUUGACAUGCGCAUGCCUGGCGUGCCCAUAGCCACCCUCGACGGUCUGUUUGGAGGCGUCAGCCAUACCGCCAUCAAUCUGAUUGCUUGGAAUCCGACAUCAAAUCUUCUUCUUACCGGAGGUGACGACUGCCAGGCCCUCGUUUGGGACUUCACUCGGGGUUCAUCUGUGUCGACCCUGUCUAUGAAUUCUCACGACGGCUCGGUUGUGAUAGAUACCCCAGAGCUUGCGUUCCCGGAGGAUUUGGAGGUGAACAACGUCUGUUGGCGUGAAGGCGAUCCUGGAAACUGGAUGGGUGUUGUCAGUGGAAAGGGCUUCCAGGCAGUACAGGCGUGGUAG